AUGCAGGGUGUAUUUGCUUUAUAUCAUAUAAAUGCAGUUGUAGGUGUAUUUGCUUUAUAUCAUAUAAAUGCAGUUGUAGGUGUAUUUGCUUUAUAUCAUAUAAAUGCAGUUGUAGGUGUAUUUGCUUUAUAUCAUAUAAAUGCAGUUUUGUCAACUGAAACUGAACUUUAUCUCAUGAUUAAAACAGACUUGGUUAUAAAACAAACUCAGAUUUACCAUUUGAUAGUUGUAAUUGGAAUACCAUUCUUUAAAGGUCAGUUUGAUACUAAUUUUAUUUUAAGAAGUUUACAUGGAAGAUUAUCAGAUUCUAAAACUCCAUCGCUCAUUCAUUGUAUUAGUAGCAAAGGUAAUCCAGGAAAAAUUGUUUUUAGUAGAGAAUUGGAUACUGGACAGGGGAUAACACUUCCAAAAUACAAACAAGAGUUUAUACAAGGACCACCAUUGCUUGCAAGAGUUCUUUACAUGCCAGCUGAAGAACAAGCAAGUAAUUUUGGUGCAUUUCAAUGUCAUAUUACUAAUGGAGGUGUUGAUACUACUGUAUCAACUUUAAAACUACCACCACUUAGUAAAGUUGAAAUUGAUGCAGAAGAACCCUACAUAAGUGUAAACAAAGGAGAUGAUGUAGAAUUAAAUAUGAUAAAAUAUGCCAAUCACAGUUUAGAUAUACUUUGGAUGCACAAUGAACAGGAAAUACCUAAAUGGAAAAAUCAACUUCAAAUACAAAUAAAAAAUGUAAACUAUUCUGAUAGAGGAAUAUAUGAAUGCUAUUUUGAUGGAAGAAGAAGCUUGAGCUUACAUGGCAUAUUGAGACUUAUUGUGAGAGCUUGUCCUUCUGGUAAAUUUGGGGCUUCAUGCAAUCAGGAUUGUCCACCAUGUUACAAUGGAGGAAUCUGCCAUGAUAUAUUAGGAGAAUGUAUUUGUCCUUCUGGUUUUAUAGGAACAAAUUGUGAAACAGCUUGCAAAGCAAACUUUUUUGGAGUAAAUUGUGGUAAACAAUGCUCUGCUCCUGCACAAGAAAGUGGAUGUGCUGCUCAUGUAUUUUGUAAGCCAGAUCCUUAUGGUUGUUCUUGUGCACCUGGAUUUAAAGGAACAUCUUGUGUAGAUUCUUGUGAAAAUGGUACUUAUGGUGCAAACUGUAGACAGCCAUGUCAUUGUCUUAAUGGAUUAGAAUCAUGCAAUAAAAUAACAGGUGCUUGUAAUGGUGGAUGUUCUCCAGGUUGGAAAGGAGAUUCCUGUCAAAUUCCUGAUGAUUCUGAUUUUGAUUCUUUUAUAACUUCAAAAGUUACUUGUAAGACAGGAACAUUUGGAGAAAAUUGUAAGCAAAAGUGUCAUUGUUUAGGUAAAGCUGAUUGUGAUCCUAUUGUUGGAACAUGUCCAGGAGAAUGUGAAGAUAAUUGGAAUGGUACCUCAUGUAAUGUAUGUAUUGAAGGAAGAUAUGGAGAAGAUUGUGAAAAUACAUGUCAUUGUGAAGGUGGAAAUGAAAAUUGUGAAAUUGAUGGUAAAUGUAAACAAGGUUGUAAAGCUGGAUGGACAGGUUUUACAUGUCAACAGGAAUGUGCAGCUGGAAGAUUUGGUCCAAAUUGUGGAUUAUCAUGCCAUUGUCUGGAUGGACCUAAAGUUUGUGAUAAAAUCACAGGAAUGUGUAUUGGAGAUUGUCAAGCAGGUUAUAUGGGAAAAGAUUGUCAAACAACAUGUCCUAUGAACACAUAUGGUAUAAACUGUCAACAAACUUGUGAAUGUCUCAAUGGUGGUGUCUGCAACAGAAUUAAUGGUAACUGUACUUGUGGUGGUUAUUGGCGUGGACAGAAAUGUACAGACAGAAUUCCACAGAUUAUUGCUACUUCUGACCAGGAAAUAAAUGUUGGACAAUAUACAUUUAUAUCUUGCACUGCUGAUGCCAUUCCUUCACCUUCUCUGGAGAUAACUUCGAGUGAUUUGAAUAGAUUAAAUACCUCAAUAACAAAAUUUGGAAAAAAUCAAUAUCAAGCAAUUGCCAAUGUUACUGCCAACUCUUCAGGAAAUUAUACUUUUCAUUGCUCAACUAAUAAUACUUAUGGUUGGGAUAUAAAAUCUUUUUUUCUGCUAGUGAUCGAUCCACCUGUACUAAAUGAAAGGCCCGAAAUAAUAAAUGUUACUUCAACCAGUAUAGAAAUAUCAUGGAAAUCAUGGGAAUACGGAAUUGAUAAAGGUGGAAAAGAAAUGGAUAGAGUUGAUUAUUUAGUAGUUUAUCGUAUUUGGGAAACAACGGUAUGGAAUACAACUAACAAUUGGAUAUCUACAACAAGUACUGUAAUACAUGAACUUUUACCUGAUACUGAAUAUCAAAUUGCCAUUAAAUGUAGAAGAUCUGGUAAAGGUGGAAUAGGUUCACCAAGUCCAAUUAUGUCAGCUAGGACAUUAUGUGGAAAUCCAUCAUCUCUUGCUAUUCCUCUUGAUUUUAAUCCUCAACAUUUUACACCACAUACAAUUACUCUUUCUUGGAAGCCACCAAUAUACUCUGAAUUACAAUGUUCUUUGAUUGGAUAUAUAUUGUGUUAUUAUGAAGGCAUAGGGGUGCAUAAUCUACAUUGUGUGAAUAUUUCUAAAUCUGAAGAGUCUUAUACCCUGGAAGGAUUACAACCAUUCACAGAAUAUGUUCUCCUACUUUUUGCAGUUACACCUAAAGGAAAAGGACAACAGUUUGCUGUAUUGAAAUUUUCUACACCAGAAGCAGUUCCAGGACCAGUUGAAAAUCUGAAAUACAGUCAAAUAUUAAAGAAUCCUGAACUGAUAGUAAUUGAAUGGAAGACAAGUUCUGUAAUGAAUGGAAUACUUAAGGAUUAUUUAAUCAAAUAUGAAUUGAUGAAACAGGGUCUCUGUGAAAAUAUAUNAAUAUAG
Messenger RNA from Centruroides sculpturatus (bark scorpion), 2877 nucleotides. Its product is annotated as tyrosine-protein kinase receptor Tie-1-like. NCBI's taxonomy places the organism in Eukaryota, Metazoa, Arthropoda, Arachnida, Scorpiones, Buthidae. Bases 1 to 2877 code for a protein of 958 amino acids. Gene Ontology annotation, molecular function: scavenger receptor activity; protein binding. The record is from RefSeq and is a predicted model, not a curated record. The transcript is spliced from 19 exons.